This is a messenger RNA of Alternaria arborescens, 786 nucleotides long. RefSeq lists its product as hypothetical. Bases 1 to 786 code for a protein of 261 amino acids. Lineage: Eukaryota; Fungi; Ascomycota; Dothideomycetes; Pleosporales; Pleosporaceae. The record is from RefSeq and is a predicted model, not a curated record. The transcript has a single exon.
AUGUCUCGCCCAAACGUUAACGCGUCUAUCCCUUCAUACGAAGAGGCCGUCGUCGCGCCCCCGCCCACAACGGCACCACGACGCCCAUCUGAGCCCGAAGCUGCCGAAGAGCUCCCUGCCGAUGCGGUGCCACCACCCAUGGUCAUACCAGCGACGCCUCCGCCAGAACUGCCGCCAGCCUAUGCUGUCGUGGACGAGAAAGCCACCACCUUCACCAUUUACGGCACCUUCAUCCAUACCCCGAACGCGCCUGCCUACCAGAUAUCCUCCCUCCUGGACGCACGCAUCAACAAGCUUCGCAUACGAAGGUUGCGCGCCGAGGAAGUCACGUUUCUCCAAUCCGGCGCGCCGACGGUCGCCUUUGAUAACAGCAGCGUCCUUUACGAGGCACACGACCCGCCCUUCGUCAUCAACGAGUACUACAUUCAAGGAAAAGCGGGCAGUACGCUACCCGGCGCUUUACAGCUUCGAUUCGGGUUGCGCCGAUGGCACGUCGUACAUAUGCCUACGCAGGGCAGUCGACCGACUGAGAUUAUGACUUGUGGGAAACUAGGAGGAUUUACAAAAUCGCUUAAGCAGAGGAAGAACGAGCUGGAACCUAGCCAAUGGAAAGACAGUGAGGGCCAUGUCAUCGCCACAGAAGUGCUAAAGAUGGGUCCAGGAGGCAAAAUGCCAACAAUUGAGCUGAGGGACGAUCUGGAUCAGACAUGUAGGGAGCUGGUUUUGGCGCUUUGGGUCAGUCGGCUCUGGGCCGCUUUUGGAGCAGGGAGCGGAUACGUCCGUUGA